This is a messenger RNA of Drosophila sulfurigaster albostrigata, 3152 nucleotides long. RefSeq names its product UPF0193 protein EVG1 homolog. NCBI's taxonomy places the organism in Eukaryota, Metazoa, Arthropoda, Insecta, Diptera, Drosophilidae. The coding region runs from base 105 to 866 and encodes 253 amino acids. The record is from RefSeq and is a predicted model, not a curated record. The transcript is spliced from 3 exons.
UGGACUGUGCUCAAAAAUAACAAAACACUUAAAACACAAACGGAGAAUAUAUCCACAUAUUUGUAAAAAUUAAAAUUCUCCUUUAAAUUUGAUUGACUAAAACGAUGCACAGAAACCAUUAUAAUAAUGUGCAACUCGAUGGCUUGGCCACAAACCUGAUGCGGCAAAUGCCGGAGUCGAGUCUUCAUCAGAAAGAUGCCGGUGGGAAUGAGCAGCAGUUGCCAAUGUGGCCCAGCGAGCGAAUUCCUCCUGGUGGCAGCGGCGCAUUUCAUGCCCCCAAGGUGGAGUACAGUAAGGAAACGGCCGAUCUGCUCAAGUUGCUGAUGAAAGAGUCAAAAAUGUCUAUGAUGGUACGUAAGCAAAUCGAUGAAAGCCUGCGCAAUGGCGAACCGUUGCCAUUGCCCAAGCCACCCCGCCCCAAUACCAACAAUGAUCUGGAUAAGGAGACUCAGGCCAUACUUGAGCGUGCUCGCAAUGCCAAGCGCAAAAACCUGCGACAAAUUGAGGCAAGCGGCGCAUAUGAGAAGAGCUACUUUCGCCCUAAGCCAGACAAUCGCAUGGUGGGCGAUAAAGCCAAGGCACGUCUGCAAUUCACCAUGGCUGGUAUUGAUUUGCCGGAUCCAGCUGUGAAGCCAUUGCGACGUCCCCGAGAGGAUCGACUGGUUACCGAGGCUGAUAUCAUAAAUGAACUGCUUGAUCAAAUUAAUGAGCGUGCUGAUUGGCUGGCUGAAAUGGAGGCUCUGGGACAAGGCAAGAAAUAUUAUGCCGAGAUACACGAUCAGAUAUCGGAGCGUCUGCAUCGCAUUCGCACACUAGAGACGAAGAUGAAGAUGAAAGCGCAGGGUGGCUAUCGUUUUGUGGACUAGCAUGGAGUCCAUGAAUAAAAUGUGUUUAAUGUUAAGCGACAGAAUUAAUGUUAUCAAAAAUAAAUUCCACAAAUUGUUGCAACGAGUAUUAAAAUUCAAAGCGAAAUAGAAAAUAUUAUAGCACACUUUUAGGCACUGUAAAUGAAUAUGUUUAAAUUUUAAAGCAUACUUUUACGAAAUGAAAAUUAUUGUGUUCGGCUUGGUUGACUUUUAUAAUUUUAGCACUUUAUUUAACUUAUUCACUUGACAUAUACAUAUAUAAUCAAUUCGUUUCAAUUUUGACUUAAUCUGGCACACAAUCAAUGAAUACAUACAAAAAUGCAUACAGCAUAUUAACAAUUCGACAAAGCCCAACGCAAAGCACUCACGAGUAUUCAUCAUACUCUAAAUCUUUUCUUGUUGUUUCUGAUUAUUCUCAUGGAGUUUUGGCAAAACGAGCAAAAAUACUACAUUAGUUGACAAAAUUCAUAUGGAUUUGUUUAAGUAAUCGAAUAAAUUAGUGGAUUAUAUUUAUAUAUGUGUAUAUACGUAUAUAGAUAAUACGGCUAGAGAAUAUCAUCUGUCCUAUGCUCUAUGUGGUUUUUGUGUGUUGUGUAUAUAUAAUAUAUACUAUAUGCAACUGUAAUGCUCCACUCAAAAAUAGAUAUAUUUUUGUGCUACAACUGUACAAGGAUGUCUGCUCAACAGGAUGGCAUGUGACAGCGAAAUUCGCCAGCAGCUUCAGCGAAACGAUUUCGUAUCAAAUAACCACUGAUGACUUCGGCAACCUCGUGUGGACGGUCCUCGUGUACGGCAUGGCCACAGCGGGCUAAGACUUGCAUUUGGAAGCGGCCCUGCAUUUGGCCAACGGUAAGGGUGCGAUCAAGUCCAUCGAUGCUGGCUAGCAACAACUGUUUGGGCAAUCGCAAAUUCAGGAACUUGUCGCUGAGACCCGAGAACCAGCCGACCCAAUACUUUUCUGAUUUGGCAAGAUCUAUACGCCAAGUGUAACUAAAAUCAGGAAAUAUUAAUUAUGUAUUUCAAACGAAGAAGUUUACAACUUACUUUUUGGCCGCAUCCGUAGCUGCCUUGGUGGUAAUGGGUUUCUUAAAAUCCGUGCUUUCGGCGCCAUCCUCGCCGGAAUUACCAACCUCUUCGUCCUCGGAAAUACUAAACGCAUUGGGAAACAUACUAGUGUGAUGCGCCUCUUCGAGCACUUCAUCUGGCAAGGGAAGAUCAUUCGUUGCGAGUUGAUUCGUUGUGCAGCUGUUGAGAUACAAUAAUUCGUAGCAAUGAGAAGUUGCUUCUAUAGCAAAUGACAUCAUCUUCACUUACUUGAUUAUCUGCCCUGGCAUUGAGACUUUGGCACUGUCCACAUUACGGACUUGACCGCUGCGUAUGCACCAUUCGAUGGCAUUUGGUAUACUCUGAAAAUACUUUGGACGCGAGCGCAAAAAGCUCUGCAUGCUGGCCAAAGCUUCCAUGGCCGUGCCCUCGACAACAUCGAUGACUGUGAUGCCGAUCAGACUCGGCACCAAAGCCAUAUGGGCGAAGUGCACAGCAAUUGCCCCGCCCAUUGAAUGGCCAACCACAUAUAUUUGUGGCACCUCCUCGGGAUACAGUUUCGCCACCAAAUCACCAAUGUCCCUGGCAACAAUAAAUAAACGAAAUAUAGAAAACGAAGAAAGCUUGAGCACACACACACACUUGUAAACAUUCAACAGGCAAGUACACUUACUUUGACAAAGUGUCGGCCGACAAGUCGUCCUCGUCAUCCACUUUGCUGUCGCCGUGUCCCCGAAGGUCAACGCACAGGCACUGGCAGUGUAUCAUGCUCGUCACCUCCGACUGCAUAACAACAACAACAACGUAGCGUGUGUAAUCAAAUUAGAGAAUGCAUUGCAUAUUAUCAAGUAUACAUACACAGAAGUGCGCCCAGGUAAGCGCCGAAUAUCCCCCUCCAUGUAACAAUAGUAAGACGGGGCCCGGUUUCUCGGGCUUUUUGGUGCGAUAAACGCGAAAUUUGCGUUGCCCAUCCACGAUUACAUCUUCCUUUUCGGCAAAGAAUUCGUUCCACAUGCAUGGCUUGUAAUCCCGUAUUCGUGACUUCUUAAAGGAGUCGCUGCAAGGCGAGUGAUGUUAUGUAUCAAUUAAAUAUUUGUAUGUGUCUCUCUAUCUCAUCUCUCCCACCGCCCACAUAAAUAAUAUUCAAAAUAAUACUUACGCUCUACCAAUGCGACCACCCGGAAUUGUGGGUGGCAACUUGGACUUAAGCAUUGUACGUUGUAAACUGGACAUUUCGUACGA